Messenger RNA from Mya arenaria, 1332 nucleotides. Its product is annotated as queuosine salvage protein-like. The record is from RefSeq and is a predicted model, not a curated record. NCBI's taxonomy places the organism in Eukaryota, Metazoa, Mollusca, Bivalvia, Myida, Myidae. The transcript is spliced from 5 exons. The coding region runs from base 203 to 1279 and encodes 358 amino acids.
CCUUAAAUCAGGUCAAAGUAAAGAUAACAAACAGGUUUUAUCGACCUUCCCGCUUUUUCUACUUAAACACGUGGUUCCGGUUCAGCGGUUCAUGUUGUGAUAAUAUUUAACCUUCAUAUUUCGCUGUUGUAACUGUUGUCUUUUUUAUUCUGAUUGUGCAUAAAUAAAGUUCGGAUACCUUUCUUGACUAAAUAAGGACAAAAUGAGCGUCAUCAAUUCUCCGCGUGAUGCAGGACGCUACAUCGCAGAGAACAGCAAAGACGUUAAAAUAAAUGACGUCGGCGUCAAAAAAGUCGCCGAAAUUAUGGCAGAAUGUGUAAAAUCCGGGACAUACAGCAUCAAAAGCUGGAAAAAACAUGAGCUCAAUCCUAGCAUUAUGGACGAGGCGGCACUAAACUGGAUUUUCGUGGCGGACACGCUGAAUUUCUCGUUCUGGUCGGCGGAUGAGGAGCAAAAAUAUGUGGUGAAGUACAAGGGGAAGGAACAUACAGGUUACUGGUCAUUGUGCGCUGCCAUGAACCGAGCGCUGGAUGAAAAAAUACCGCUGACGGACCCAAAAUACUUCGCGUCAAUCACCAAGGACCAACUAGCGCACGUGCUACGCUCGGACUCGAGCACGGAGAUCCCGAUGUUCGAGGAGCGACUCGAGGUCCUUCGGGAAGCGGGAACCGUUAUGAUGGAGAAAUAUGGCGGGAAGUUUGUAAAUGUGAUAAAGAAGUGUGAGAAUAGCGCCCAGAGCCUGCUAAAGAUUGUCACUGACGAUUUUCCUUCUUACCGGGACGUGACAGAGUUCUGCGGGAAAACUGUAGCGAUAUACAAGCGGGUACAGAUCCUGAUAGCGGACAUCUGGGCGUGUUUUGAGGGGCAAGGGUUCGGCGAGUUCAGGGAUAUCGACACGAUCACCAUGUUCGCAGACUACCGGAUACCACAGGCGCUACUUUUCUUCGGGGUUCUAGAGUACUCGCCUGAGUUGAUGGAGUACCUGAAGAAAGACAGCAUGAUGAAGUCAGGUGACCGUUACGAGGUGGAAAUCCGGGGCUGCAGUAUCUGGGCAACGGAGCUGGUCAACGAGGAGACCCGACGGAAUCUGGGCGCCCAGCUCAGAGGAGGGGACGAGCCCGAUGGUAAUAACCGGUCUGUGGGUCAGAACCAUACUGGGAGUGGAGAUCUUCUGGUGAACUCCAUCCUCAUCGACCACUACUUGUGGGAUUACCGUCGGGAACGUGCCGACGAAAUGACGGACAUCCCCUUCCAUAAGAUUAGGUGCAUCUACUAUUGAAUGCAUCACAAUAAUGGUGGAAUGUUGCGAAGCUCAUGUGAACUUUUGAAUUA